AGAAACGAAAACACAACCUGUCAUAUGUGUUUUCACAGUUUCAGCGCUAUUCUCAUGUUUACGCGCAGAUCCCUCUGUGUAGACCUGCAGUCUGACAUCAUUAGAAGACAAACUGAGCAGCAGCAUGGCUCACUCUUCUAGUCUACCGUUGACUUUCUUAUUAAUUCUUGUGUGUCAUAUUGUGGAGCAGGUGAAUGGAGUUUGGCCACUGCCUCAACAGAGAGAUGUGUCCGCAGACAGAUACAUUUUGAGUCCAAAGUCAUUCUCUUUUACAUAUGAAAAGGACUCGGCUGCUCAGAGUGGAUGCUUUAUCCUGGAUGCUGCUUUCAAAAGAUACUUCUCCAUCAUAUUUCCGGACUUCAAUGACGGACCCGCAUUAAGGCGUUAUCAUGUGUGGUUGGAGCCAGAACCCUUCAUUGUUUCAGUGAGUGUCAAAACCAGAGGAUGUGACGGCUACCCAGAUGAAGAUUCAGAUGAGAGCUAUAACCUGAGUGUGUCUGAAGGCCAAGCUGUGCUGACAUCAGUGUCAGUGUGGGGUGCUUUGAGAGGUCUUGAGUCCCUCAGUCAGCUAGUGUACCAGGAUGAUGAUGACGCUUAUUUUAUCAACAAGACAGAGAUCGUGGACUUCCCGCGUUUUGCAUUCAGAGGGCUUUUGCUGGACACUUCAAGGCAUUAUUUACCUCUGCAUGCCAUUCUGAAGACCCUGGAUGCCAUGGCUUACAGUAAAUUCAACGUCUUUCACUGGCACAUCGUGGAUGACCCCUCUUUUCCAUAUCAGAGUCGCACCUUUCCUGACCUCAGCAAUAAGGGAGCCUUUCAUCCAUUUACUCAUAUCUACACCCAGUCAGAUGUGAUGAGAGUGAUUGAACAUGCUAGAAUGAGGGGUAUUAGAGUCGUACCUGAGUUUGACUCACCUGGACACACUCAGUCAUGGGGAAGAGGACAGCCUGACCUGUUGACACCUUGUUACAAGGGAAGUACCCCCUCUGGGUCCUUUGGACCUGUUAAUCCAAUCCUAGACACCACUUAUAAGUUUAUGGAGCACCUCUUCAAAGAGGUGAAAUCUGUAUUUCCCGACUCUUACGUUCACAUAGGAGGGGAUGAGGUCAGUUUUAGCUGCUGGCAGUCAAAUCCCGAUGUGAGAACAUUUAUGGAAAACAUGGGCUUUGGGAAGGAUUUUACCAAACUGGAAUCGUUCUAUAUGGAGAGUAUAAUGAACAUGACCGCUGCUCUCAACAAAACCUCCAUUGUGUGGCAGGAUGUGUUUGACUACCAUGAGAGAAUUCCACAGGACACGGUGCUGGAGAUUUGGAAGGGCACUACUGAAAAAUACUAUGCUGAAAUGAGCAGGAUGACCAAGGCUGGGCACAGGGUUCUGCUCUCUGCCCCCUGGUACAUCAACCACAUCAGUUAUGGACAGGACUGGCGUGAUUCGUACGCAGUGAGGCCCCAAAAUUUCUCAGGCACAGAGGAGCAAAAGAAGUUGGUGAUUGGUGGAGAGGUCGCCAUGUGGGGCGAAUAUGUCGAUGCCACCAAUCUGAACCCUCGUUUGUGGCCGAGAGCUUGUGCAGCAGCCGAAAGGUUGUGGAGUAAUGAAGAGAAAACACUAGAUGCAGAUCUGGCCUUCCCUCGACUGGAAGAAUUCCGAUGCAAACUUCUGAGACGGGGUAUUCAGGCGGAGCCUCUGUUUGUUGGUCAUUGUAAGCAUGAGUAUAAUGACCUGUAGAGGUGCAAUGGAGGUGAAGAGGGCCAUUUUUGUGCACUGGACGUACUGUGUUUGAAUUUGCACAAUAUUUUAAUAAGGUUUUUUUGCUAACAAAUAUUUUCUAUCAUCAUAUAAACUGACUAUCCAACAAAUGUGAAGUUUAUUAAUAAAAGAUCAAUGCAAGAACACUGGUAUCACUAAAGGAAAUACUAAAAUAACAAUAUCCCGAAUACAUUGGCCCCCAAAAAUAUUUGGACACUGAAGCCACACUAAAAAAAAUGGUCGAAUGACAUCGCAUUCAGUCAGCAAAUAUCUAAACCAAGGGGCACUUAUUUUAUAAAACAAUUGUACGUACCUUUAAAUACAAAGUGUUUGCUAUGUAAUGCAAUGACAUUUAGACGUUUUUAAGUUUGGCUUAAUUGUCCAAAUGCUUUUUUAGGAGCGCUGUAUAUGAUACUUGAGAUGUCACUUUAAUGGGGAAUCAUUUGGCAGUGCAUAAUCAUAGUUCCAAAAGUUCAAAAUUCAAAUUCACAACUUAAAUGGUUGAUUUUAUAAUUUGAUUAGCAAAUAAUGACUUCCUAUUAAAACUUUAGUGAAUACAAAUGGACCUGAUGUGUAGUGAACGGUGCCAGCAUCGGGUAAAUGGCUGAUGUAAAGUAGCUACACAUUUAAUGAAUCACCGCCACUACAACACCAAUCCCAUCUCACCAUCCACACAGAAGCAGAUCCUAUUAACUCUGAUGGGGUUUACACAUGAGGUAAAGUAGGACACUGAGAGGUGUGAAAAGCCAAAACUAUUAGCUGCUAUUCAUACAGACAUGGUUAAGAUAACAGCUUUUGGAUUGCGUGUGGUGUUAUGUUUCUGGUCACUCUUUUAAAUAAAGCAGAAUUUGUUAAUAUUAGUCAACGCAUUAGUUAUCAUGAAUUAACUAUUAUCAAUAUAUUUUUACCAACUGUAUUAAUCUUGGCUAUUUUAGAUGUAUUUAUAUAUUUAUAUUAAUACAAAACAUUUAUAAAAAUAUGUAUAAAAUGCAAUAGUUCAUUAUUAGUUAAUGUUAUUUCAUAACGCAUACACUAAUAUUAGCACAUACAUGUAGUAUAUGUUAAAAUGAACAUUAACCAAGAUUAAUAAGUACUGAAAAGUAUUGUUUAUUGUUAGUUUAUUUUAAGGAAUGUAUUUAACUAAUGUUAACAGCUACAACUUUAUUGUAAAGUAUCUUGUUGUUUUUCUUUAAAAAUGAAUAAUGGUUCAACUAUUUGUACAAAAUAUCUGUGCAUCUACAAGUGCAAAGCAUUUUGGAAUUAAAAUACAUAUCUGUACAGUAUAUGGUAAAGUUAACAUUAAUAAACAUUACUAAAUGCUGUAAAGGUGCUGUUCAUUGUUAGUUAAUGUUAACUAAUGCUAACAAAAACAACCUUAUAGUAAAAUAUGACCACAUUUUUAAAUAAAAUUGUACUGUACUGUAAAAUAUAAGUAUCAUACGUGCCUACCAGGCAUACAUUUUUUUAAUUAUUAUGUAUUUCUUGUUUGUUUAAAGCCAAACUAUUAUGUAUUACACAUAUUUAGCAUCUGAAUAUUUUAAGUUUUAAAAGUUUAACAUUUCUGCAAUAGCUGUCAUUAUUGUGUCAUCUUAAUUUUUCUUCUUAGUUUUCUUUGUUUAUCGUGUUGAUCCCAAUUUGAUGAUUCAGCAGCAAUUCCCAGUUGCCCACAAUAAAUAAGCCUCCCUCUCCCUUGCUCAGCACUAACAUGGACUUUUAACUUAAGUCCUCAUAAUGUUUAAGUUACUUGCCAAAAUGAGUUUAGAUGCCUUUGAUAUCUACUUAGACAAUUGAUUUUCUCAUUGACGGGAUUAUGCUGCCGCUAGCAGAUGGCAGGGAUUGGCUAAUCCCAGAAGGCAAUGAUGCCGCCCCAUUCCCACCUGCCCUUUUCUGGUUCCUUACACUCCUGCCUUCAUGCCCAGCCUAAUAUAGGAGGCACGUUGUUGGGGAAUUGACCCCAAUAUGACCUUUAGUUUGUUUAUCGAUGUGUACGUGAGGCAGGGCCAAGACAUGGAAAAGGGGACCUUGGAGGACCCUGAAUGGCCCAUAUGGCGUUCCAUAUUUUAGGAUAUUGUACCUGUUUCUGCAGUAAACAGCUAAUUUUGGGCAUAUCUCAUACCUGUUAUUGAAUUGGAUGAAUUAGAUAUUACCUAAGCCUAUUUAUUUAUAUAUUCAUUUCAAUUCAUAGGUUAAAAAUACCCACUUAUUUAAACCAUACACAGCCUAAGACGUUUCCCGCCAAAUCGAUUCUCACUUGGCAAGCGACUUGCAAUUUCUCUGACGGUUAACGUAGACUCAGAGAUCUAGUUAAUGAUCUUAUUAGUUAAUUAGCGAUUAAACUAUGCGUGUUGUUUUGUGCCAAGUCUUUCUCAGUAGCCCAUUCAUACAAGUUCAGCAUAACCACAGGCAACAUAUGGCACCUUGUGUCUAUUAAUGUGUUUAAUCCACAACACAAAGAUUAAUCACGAUGAGUCAUAGGUUUAUAAAUCUUUGGCUUCCUUUUUCUGAAUAUGGUAAAUAGUCCUAAUUAGAUUUUGGAGUUUAUUAAAUAUUACUUUUGUGAUUAGAGUGUAUUGUUGGCAUAAACAUGCUAUAAUCCACAUUGUAAAACAGACAUCAGUUACAUAGUUUCACUCAGUUCACUUAGAGGGAGCAACUCUAAAAAUGUUAAAGUGUGACACAUUUAACAUAAUUUAUGUUUCUUUGUAGCUUUAAAACUUCUGAUGUCCAACCCUGCAUAAAUAAAUAAAUAUUAA
Xyrauchen texanus (razorback sucker) is the source of this 4500-nucleotide messenger RNA. RefSeq names its product beta-hexosaminidase subunit alpha-like. Gene Ontology annotation, biological process: glycosaminoglycan metabolic process; carbohydrate metabolic process; ganglioside catabolic process. NCBI's taxonomy places the organism in Eukaryota, Metazoa, Chordata, Actinopteri, Cypriniformes, Catostomidae. The record is from RefSeq and is a predicted model, not a curated record. Gene Ontology annotation, cellular component: membrane. Bases 125 to 1726 code for a protein of 533 amino acids. The transcript is spliced from 14 exons. Gene Ontology annotation, molecular function: beta-N-acetylhexosaminidase activity.